Messenger RNA from Tuber melanosporum (Perigord truffle), 4636 nucleotides. RefSeq lists its product as uncharacterized. Lineage: Eukaryota; Fungi; Ascomycota; Pezizomycetes; Pezizales; Tuberaceae. The record is from RefSeq and is a predicted model, not a curated record. Bases 1 to 4608 code for a protein of 1535 amino acids. Gene Ontology annotation, molecular function: ATP binding; nucleic acid binding. The transcript has 16 exons.
AUGGAAGACUUGUUCGAUGAGCUGAUGGGUGUUCUCGGGGACGAAGCCCCUAGGGAUAGCACUGGCAGAGAAUAUGAUGCUGGCCCCUCUCGGCAAGAAUCUGGAUUUAGUUUUGACGUCUCCCAUCAGCCACGAGAAUACAGUCGGUAUUGGCCGAUGCAAAGUUGGGAGGAUUUGAGCAGAUAUACGGCUAGUCAGCAAUUAGUGGACACUGGACGGAACAGGGUGCAGAUGAGACCUCGGGAUGCCAUAGAACAGGCCUCUGCGUUGGGUUUGGGCCUAGGGGGGGUACCGUCUCGGGGAUAUAAUACUGAAUAUCCCCUACAAGGCGGGGUAGUGGGCUCUUAUAGGGACGGUGGCCGAAGGAAUCCCACCUGGGAGAAUGUAGGAUUGAGUGGAACUUUACAAAGCCCACAUUUCGGUCACAGUGUCGGCAUUUCCUCGACCGCUGAGGCAACAUGGGAGAUUCCAAGCAGCCAACCCCGUCGAAGAGCAACAUCCCGUGGGCCCAGAAGGCUGCUUGGAAUCCGUGGAGUAGGAGACACCACAGAAUCACGUUUUAGGCCUCCUCUCAGAGCUGCCCCUGCUGCCAAGGUGUCUUCAGCACCCUCAGGAACAAUCUCGCAUUCCCAUGCUCCUCCGAUGGUGCAAGGAGUCUCUCUACUCUCUGUCAAUAUUUUGCCAGAUAAACAUCGAGGCUUAUUUCAGUUCCCCCUAUUUAAUGCGGUUCAGUCGAAAUGCUUUCCACUGGUUUAUGAAUCGGAUGACAAUGUUGUCCUGUCGUCUCCUACCGGAUCUGGGAAGACAGCGAUCCUGGAGCUUGCAAUUUGCCGACUUUCAGUCAAAAUGCAACCAGGGAGUUAUAAAAUUGUUUACCAGGCGCCUACAAAAGCCCUUUGCAGCGAAAGAAAACAAGAUUGGGAUAAGAGGUUUAGCGUGAUUGGUCUUAAAUGCACAGAGCUAACAGGUGAUACCCAACAAUCACAAUUACGAAAUGUAAAGGAUGGGGACAUUAUUGUGACUACUCCCGAGAAAUGGGAUAGUAUGACGAGACGAUGGGAAGACCACAGGAAACUGCUGGAGAUGGUCCGCCUGUUUUUGAUUGAUGAGGUUCAUAUCCUAAAGGAGGACCGUGGCGCAACCUUAGAAGUUGUGGUGUCAAGGAUGAAGUCCAUUGGGUCCGAUGUCCGAUUCAUAGCUCUAAGCGCCACAGUGCCAAAUUCCGCCGAUAUCGCAGAGUGGCUGGGAAAGUGCUCUUCUGUGUCGCAAUCCCCAGCCCACGAUCAAAGAUUUGGUGAAGAAUUUCGGCCGGUGAAGCUGCAGAAGUUUGUGUACGGAUAUCAAUCUCCCGGCAAUGACUUCGUAUUUGAUAAGAAACUGGAUAGAGCACUACCAGAGGUCAUUCGGAAACACUCUGCGGGGAAGCCUAUCAUGGUGUUUUGUAUGACCAGGGCUAUGUGUAUCAGCACAGCCAAGGUUCUCGCUCAAUGUUGUUCCACUGUAAAACCAGCAGAUAGAAUGUGGCCAGCUCCAACGAUUCAAUUCUCCUUCAAGGAUAAGGACCUACAUGCAACUGGUGUAUGUGGUGUGGCUUUUCACCAUGCCGGACUUGAUCAGAACGAUAGGGCCCUGGUCGAGAAGCUUUUUCUUGAGGGCCACCUAUCUGUGAUCUGCUGUACAUCGACGUUGGCGGUUGGCGUUAAUCUGCCUACUCAUCUUGUGGUCAUAAAAAAUACGGUAACAUGGUCCAAUGGUGGCCCUAAAGAAUAUGUGGAUCUUGAGGUGAUGCAGAUGCUAGGAAGGGCUGGCCGGCCACAAUUUGAUGAUACCGGAGCAGCAGUUUUAAUGACAAGGCGGGAGCAUCGAGUUAGAUAUGAAAAGAUGGUUUCCGGGACCGAAACCGUUGAGAGCUGUUUACAUGAGAACUUAGUGGAGCAUAUAAAUGCGGAGAUAGGCUUGGGAACUAUUACCAAUGCCGAAUCAGCAAAAAGGUGGUUGAGAUCUACCUUUCUUUACGUUCGUUUGAAGAAGGAUCCAUCGCACUACGGGAUAACAGGGAAGGGGGGGAUUCAGGAUAUAGAAGAGAGACUGGAGGAGAUAUGCGAAAGGAACAUUAAACUUUUGACCGAGGAAGGACUGGUGCUAACAGGGGGCGGUCGACUAAGGUGCUCCGAACUAGGACUAGCAAUGGCUAGAUAUUAUGUAAAAUUUGGGUCGAUGAAAACGAUUCUGCAUCUUCAAGAACGAGCAGGUCUAUCGGAUGUGCUUGUCGCUUUGUCUAGUGCAGAAGAAUUUAAAGAAAUAAGAUUUCGAAGCGGUGAGAAGGGGCUUUAUAAAGAGCUGAACAAGUCACCGGGGAUGAGAUUCCCAGUAAAAGGUGAUUUGUGGAAUAGUUCUCACAAGGUCCAACUGGUGAUUCAGUUCGAGAUUGGAAUGAUGGAAUUUCCGCCAGAAGCUGGCUUUCAAAAGUAUAAGACCUCGCUGUUACAAGAUAAGGCAUUGGUUUUUCAGCAUUGUCAUCGGAUCAUUCGGUGCAUCAUUGAUUGCAGAAUAUGCUCGAAAGAUGCAACAACGGUGAAAGCUGCGCUAGAGCUAGGAAGAUCACUUAAAGCAAAGGCAUGGGAGGAUUCUCCAAGCCAGUUGCGUCAAAUUGAAGGAUUUGGGCCUGUGGCAAUCAAGAAGUUGGUAAACGCAGGAAUCAGAAAUCUCGAGGUGCUCGCGAGGCUUGAGUCUCAUAAGGUUGAAACUGCUCUCUCCCGGAACCCCCCGUUCGGGGCCAACGUGCUUAAGAUAGCCCAAUCGGUCCCUUUGUUUAGGGUGUUUUGUAGCCAAAUAUCUGCGAGCGGCAAUGGGAGGGAUCCUGUAAAAUUAGUUGUGAAGGCGGAGCUGGGAUUCUUGAACAGUCACCCGCCUGAGAGAUUUCGCGGAAACCUCCUUUUUGCAAAUAUUUUAGCUGAGCGUUCAGACGGCCUCUUGGUCGACUUUAGAAGGAUUCCUGUCCCAAAGCUGGAUGGUGGAAAGACUAUUCAGUUUAAGGUUGAUUUGGAAACACCAGAGCAAGGGGUUUUGUGUCACAUAGUUUGCGAAGAUAUAGUUGGCACAAUUAAGACCCAUGUGCUUAAGCCGGUAGUAAAUAUUCGUUUAUUUCCACGAAAUGCGGUUAUAUCACCUCCAAAAAAUCCCCAUGGUCAUGCGAUAGAUUCCAGCGCGGUUAUAGAGCAUCCUGGGGGUGAGGAGGAAUAUGGGGAUGCCGAAUUCAUUGCCGCUGUGGAAGACCUUGACUUCUCUCAUAUUGCGGGUCUUGGCGAAUCGUUGACCAAUCAAACUAGACUAAAUACGGCAGCCAAUGCCAGAAUGCCUGCUAGCAAUGCUAAUGAAGUGAAAGAGAGUGCUGCCUCCGAGGAAGCAGGCCAGGAGGCCCACCAACUGCCGAAUGGAAAUUGGGAGUGUAAACAUAAAUGCGGGGAUAAGACCAGAUGUAAGCAUUUUUGCUGCCGCGAAGGAUUAGAAAAACGCCCCAAGGCUAUAAAAGUUACGAAAGAUACUGUUGCGAUAAAGGCAGGCACAAUUCCUGGAGCAAAGCCAGCAGAGAGAGGGUCCAGAGGACCCGAAAAUAAUGGGUUGCAGGGAUUGCCAUACCAUCGGCAAGCCAACUCUGUGUCGAAAGGAGUGAGAAGUGACGAAGACUUCGCAAGCUCCUUGCCCCCGCCAAAACCUAACCUCCCACUCUCUACAGAGAUCACACGUCUAAAAAGAUUGCAUGAAGCUCACGGGGGAGAGACUAGGUCGAAGGUGAGGCGUAUUUCUGCCAUGCCAUUCCCACAAGGAAAGCAUACAGGCCAAAGCGUAUCCAGAAAAAUCCACGGGGAGAGAUUGAGCGAUGAUGACGAUGGGCUUCCAACGCUGGAGAGGCUUCUGCGUGAGGGGACAGGUUAUAAAUGGUGUCCCGAGGCAACGGCUUCGGAACCGAGGAAGGCUAUUCUCAGACACCCGAUUGGAAAAAAACCCGACGCCAAAAAGGAUGGUGUGAACGGCGUUCAGAGGAUUGAAUCAAGGGCUGAACCAGUGGGGAUGGAACAAAUUCCGGCAGUCCAUGCAUCACAUGGUAAAGGUAGACUGGUGCUAAAUACAAAGCCCGGGGAUGAGAUUAUCGAUUCUAAAGAACGGAUACUCUACCCUCCCAUAUCUAGCCUGAAUAAGUCACUGGAUGAGCCGGUUGGAGAAGGAGACAACAUUCAGAAGGUCGAACAUCGCACUAAGCGUGAAGAUACAGUGCUCUAUGAAGACAUGAAGGCAUGCGAUGUGAAACAAGAGCAUGAGGUGGCAGUUGUACCACCAACCGGGCUACAGGUUGGUGGGAUUAAGCAAGAGGACUACGAGCCGAUAGACCUGAGUGUACCGGUGCCUGCCGAAGGACUCAAGUACGAAUCCGAAACAGAAUACAGCAGGGGACAGAGACCAAAAACUGAGCACAACGAGGACUUGGAUUAUAUAGUUAUGUACGGUAGCCAAGGCAGUAUUAAGAAAGAUUGUGAGGUCAAGUGGGAGGAAACCGAAGAAACUUUACAGGAAAAAGACUUAUUUGAAGAUUUUGUAAUUUACGUCUAAAGGAAUAAUAGAAGGAUAGUACAGUUAG